This is a messenger RNA of Sinocyclocheilus grahami, 693 nucleotides long. Its product is annotated as clarin-3. Bases 1 to 693 code for a protein of 230 amino acids. NCBI's taxonomy places the organism in Eukaryota, Metazoa, Chordata, Actinopteri, Cypriniformes, Cyprinidae. The transcript is spliced from 3 exons. The record is from RefSeq and is a predicted model, not a curated record.
AUGCCGUCUGCGGAGAAACUAGCACAUUUCUUGUCAAGUUCUGCUUUAUGUGCAGCUGGAGUGGUUUUAUUGGGUUUCGGGAUGUCGACGGAUUGGGCCGAUGCCGUCUUGGACUGCGCUCCGCCCGGGAGUGUAAUGUUCAAUGGAACCUCCAGUCUCAAAACUGGCCUUUUCAAUGGCACAGAAACCAAAAUCAAAUGCCCCAGGAUUGACUCACCUGGAAAACCAGUGAUCGUGUUCAACCGUCUGGCGAAAUUAGUAGGCGCUCCCAUCAUCCUGCAUGCUCUGGUUGUCAUCCUGUUGGCUCUGGCUCUUUUGGGGUCUGCAGGCAGUAUUCUGGUCACACUGUACAACAGCUUCAGUAACCCAUAUCAGACAUACAUGGGACCAAUAGGACUGUACACAUGCAGUGGACUCAGUGUAUGUGUGGCCACCCUGGCACUGAUUCUGUACGUGUCGAACGCCUACCUGGGCGAGAUGUUCCAGACGCUGGUGAAAGCAGAUGAAGCCAACGUGGAGUUGAGGAAUCCAAAAAUUACCCUAAAGGCAGGGUUCUUCCUCCUGAUACCGUACAUCGGCGUCAACUUGCUGGCCAUCCUCGUGGUCUAUCUGUACGUCCACGCCGCAUACACUCGCCGCAAAGAGCAGGAGAAACCAACGGAGGAUGCGCCCAAAGAGAUCAUGAUGUACUAA